Molecule: messenger RNA, 1394 nt
Organism: Girardinichthys multiradiatus
Lineage: Eukaryota; Metazoa; Chordata; Actinopteri; Cyprinodontiformes; Goodeidae
Exons: 8
Coding region: 216-1394 (392 amino acids)
Biological process (GO): DNA integration
Molecular function (GO): nucleic acid binding
Source: RefSeq, a predicted model, not a curated record
UUGAAUUUUGUUAUUUUGGGGAAAUGAAACCCAUGUUCUUUGAAAAUUAUUACUGUGUCCUCAUGCUUGACCGGCUCGGUCCCUCACACAUGGUGUCAGGAAUGGGAUUUGCCAGUUGAGGACACAGUUUUUUUUGUUUUUGGCAGUUUUCUUAAGCCCAGUUUUUGUUUUGUUUUUUUGCUUUUUUGAUUCUCCAUGUUUUUCCCUUUUUGAUCAUGCACCGCGGAGCCAGGAAAAACAAACCAGAGACUCAACUAACAGAGGAACCAUGUGCUGGAGACGAGGAAAUGGAGGCUGGAGCUUCGACAAUGGCAGCAGACACUGGGGGUGAAGAUGAUAAAGAACCAACACUGAGAGACCUGACUGGGAUUUUGCAGGCGUUCAUGGGCCAGCAGGAGGCACGGGAGGUAAAAUUAAACCAAAAAUGUGAGAUACAGGAACAGCGGUUUAAAGCCUUAAAACAUCAGUUUCAGCUACUACAAAUGGAAGUGCAGGCCUGCACAUCUCCACUCCCUGAACCCUCUUCAACUAAUCCAGAAACACAGGAGGAUGACUAUGAAGUUGUUCAGUGGGCCCAGGUUAUAUCUGCACCAGUCAAUAUAUCUUCAGAAUUGCAGCUGCCUGUAGAUGGCCAAAAGCAGACUGGGUUUUUCGGCCUUUUCCUCUCCUUACGGGUAUAUAAACUAUUGGGGAUUAGAAGUGUGAGGACCACCCCAUACCAUCCCCAAACAGAUGGGUUAACAGAGCGGUUUAACCAGACCCUGAAACAAAUGCUUCGUCAGUUUGUGGAUGAAACGGGCUCUGACUGGGAUCAGUGGUUGCCCUACCUCCUUUUUGCUUAUAGGGAAGUUCCCCAGGCCUCCAAUGGGUUCUCACCUUUUGAACUCCUAUAUGGUUAUGAGAGCGCUGGCGACACUUCUGACGGUCAGCGCGACGCCUCACCUCCUGCUUCUGAGGGUCAGCCAGAUGCCUCUGCUUCAGUUAAGUCUACUGAGGGUCCGCAUGACGCUUCAACUCCAGCUCCAUCUAUUGAGGGUCAAUGCGACGUUCCAGCUAAGUCUACUGAGGGCCUCCUCUUCUUGAAUUCUAUGAGGGGCUCGAGGGCAAACCGCCUCCUCUUCCUGAGUUACGUGAGCGGUUCGAGGAUUCCGGUUCCUGACGCCAGUCCCAGUUCUGUCUGGGGGAAAGGGGUCGGAGGGGGUUGCGUCUUCUUCUUGGCUGUGGGUGAUGUGGUGUGUCUGUGUGGUUGCGGGGGCGGGGUGGAGGAUGCCAGGGACGCCAGCCUCGAGUGCUUCCCGCUGGCCUGGGACCUCUUGCCGGAUCUGACCGGCAUCCUCCCCACCAUCAGAGCCAGCUUACCACCAGGUACCACCACAUGCGGACAGAUCAGAUGA